GCUGCCGAGCCGAGGCCGUUCCCACCGCUCAGCCUGGAUGAUGGGACACGAGGCGUGGGGAUCCCGGCCCACAGCCGCCUCCUCCCUCCCGGAGCUGCCGGUGCCCUGCGAAGCUGUCGGUAUGCAACUUGGUGCUGCAUCGGAGCCUCUCUGCUUCAUUACGUAACGCCGCUGCUGCCUGGCACGGAGCUCGCCUCCACGUCCUGCACAAGUUCGGGGCAGUGGGGAAUUGAUGAGGCGCUAUUCGGGACCGACUGCCGUUUGUUAUCAGCUGACGAUGUGUAAAUCUCGGGAUAUGGGCGCUCUGUGCUAAAAGCUGCGUGCUGUAGAGCAGGGCAUCUCCUGCAUCCCGGGUGCCCCUUGGGUUGGGGCUUUGCUCUGCCACACAUCAGCACAGCUGUGAGAUUGCCUGUGAUAGCAUGGCAGUGAGCUGCCGGGUUGCACCCAACCCCACUUCCCAGCCUUUUCCUGGGUGUCAGGUGGUUCUGGUCUCUCAUUGCCCUGAUGGCUGCCCCAUGUGAAAUGCUGCCUGCAGUCUUGGGCUGACAGAGUGGCUGUGCCUAUGGUGAAGGCUCCCAAGGCUGCCAUACCCCUCCAGGCAGCCUCCACUGAAGGUCCCCAUUGCCAGUGUCCCUGCUCUGUUCCAGGGCUGGAUUGCUGCUCUGAAUGCCACUGGCAUCAUGGGGUCGUGCCACCCUGGGGAACACUCCCAGCACUGGCCCGUGGUGAUGUUCAGGAGGAGGGCUAUGCUGGACAAGCUGGAGGGACUCCAGCCAGUGGGGAUGGAGGGAAGCUGCCUUGAAAUUUCCAGGCGGCUCCAAUGUGCCACGUGGACUUGCAGGGCCCAGGCAGCGGGUGUGGGGAGGUGCACAUGUCCCUCCCAUUUGAGCAGAUCUGCUCCUGCCUUUGGGCUGCAGCUGCAGGAAGGCCCCAGCCACGGCUCUACCAGCUGAACUACAUCCCCCCUUGCCAUCUGUGGGGAAAUGCACAUAGAUUAAGGAGCUGCAGGACCUCAGCAGAAAAAGAAGGGAAAGUCUGGAGAGCUUCCCUGGCCGAUAAACUCACCUUGUUCCUUCAAAGCCCUCCAGCACCGCAUAUCAGGAUGAGGUGGGCCCGGUUCUGCUGAUCCCUGACUCCCAGUAUCAUGCCUAGCUGGGCCCAGCUGCGGCCCUGCACCCCCAUGGCAGUGCUGCAUGGAGUGGGUGCCCCAUCAGAGCACCAGGACUGAGAUCCAGGUCCUCCCUGCGCCCUCCACCACCUCACCAUGCCUUUGGUCUGGCUGCCGGACUGGAGCUGCUCCCUGGACGGGCUGCGGGAUUUCAUCGCUGCUGGCAUCCAGUCGUUCCGGGACUGUGACGGCGGAGCUCUGCUGGCUGUGGGUUGCCUGCUGCUGCUCUUUGUCUGGUACUGCUACCACGUGGGCCGCGAGCAGCCCCGUGCAUACCCUGCUGUCAAUGCAUUGAUGCAGGGCGCUGAGGCCAACGGCGUGCAGAAUGGCUUUGUCUACUGCCAUGCGCCCGAGUGCGCGCGGUGCUCACCCCAUGAUGGCCUCAACCAGAAGCUCUACCACAACCUGCAGGAGUACGCUAAGCGCUACUCGUGGUCUGGCAUGGGCAGGAUCCAUAAGGGCAUCCGUGAGCAGGGCCGCUACCUCAACAGCCGGCCCUCUAUCCAGAAGCCGGAGGUGUUUUUCCUGCCCGACCUGCCCACCUCUCCCUACUUCUCACGGGACGCUCAGAAGCACGACGUGGAGGUGUUGGAACGCAACUUCCAGACCAUCCUGUGUGAGUUUGAGAGCCUCUACAAAGCAUUCUCAAACUGCAGCCUCCCGCAAGGAUGGAAAAUGAACAGCACGCCCAGCGGGGAGUGGUUCACCUUCUACCUGGUGAACCAGGGCAUGUGCGUGCCCAGGAACUGCAGGAGAUGCCCACGGACGUACCGCUUGCUCGGCAGCCUUCGCACCUGCAUUGGAAACAAUGUCUUUGGGAACGCUUGCAUCUCUGUGCUGAGCCCGGGCACCGUCAUCGCCGAGCACUACGGCCCCACCAACAUCCGCAUCCGCUGCCACCUGGGUCUGAAGACCCCCAGCAACUGUGAGCUGGUGGUGGGGGGUGAGCCACAGUGCUGGGCUGAGGGUCGCUGCCUGCUCUUUGAUGACUCCUUCCUGCACACCGCCUUUCAUGAAGGUCCCCCAGAGGAGGGUCCCCGUGUGGUCUUCAUGGUGGACCUGUGGCAUCCCAACGUGGCAGCUGCUGAGCGCCAGGCACUGGAUUUCAUCUUCGCCCCAGGACGCUGAGUUCACCACUGCACUGUCAGGGUGAGGGCACCACAGCUCCAGCGCUGCCUGCGGACGCUGCCCCAGGGCAGGGGCUUCCUCACAGUGCCGGGGCCUCCUCCUGUGGGUCUUGUAAAUGGAACCUUCGACGUGUAUCAGCGGCAUCUCUUUCCUUCCAUCAAGGCUUCAGGGAUUAUUCUCCGUCACGGCGGUGCGUUGCGUUGCGUUCCCUCCGUGGUUAGAUGCAGUCCCACUCCCAUCCGUGUUAUGUUGCUCGUGUUUUGCAGUGUUCAGAAGUAGAGUUACAAGGGUGUUUGUUUGAAUGUAAUCAUGUAAAGUUUCUCGUGGUCAUCAAAAGGACAACGCUCGUGUGCCCAAGACAGCAAAGCAGGGCGAUGCGCUGCUCUCAACCUGCCCCUGCCCAGCUUUGCAGCCCCCCAUGCUGACAGAAGGAUGGACAGACAGAGGGCAGAGGGCUGCAGUGGCACAACGGGACAGCACCACCAUGGGAUGGUACCGUGAUGCCCGCUGGCUUGGCUGCACACAGCCCAGGCAGCAUCCUCCCCCCCCCCGACUCUGCUGCAGGGAUGGUGCACAGCCAGCUCUGCUCUCUAACCUCACAUGAGGUGUUACCAAUGCCUAAAUAUCCUCCCUGCUUUACCCUUGGUUUUCACAAGUCAAAACCAGGACGCCUGCAGGGGGGCAGGUGGCAGUUCAAAAGGACUUUGGUUUCCUGCAGAGAGGGCAGUGAGGAGUUGCAGCCAGCCCUCCUGCUGCUGCUCACUCAUCUCCAUCCCGCAGCCAGGGCGAGUGCAGGGAGGCAGUGCCCACACACCUGAGAGCACAGCAAAGAUUUCCAGGCUCAGCAUCUCCCACCUCCCAGCCCCUCCUGGGGACACAGCCCCACUGGAGAACGAUUUCUUUACAGAUUUUUUUUUUCAGAUUGCAAGAUAAGGGAGAGAUUUCAAAUACAUCCGAGAUAUUUUUUACACUUGUCUUGUUACAGAAUAUCUGGAAGUGCAUGAUUUCUACACGCAUUGAUUGUUUGGAAACAGGCUCUGAGGAAGCAGGCUGGCUUGGUAACUGUCUGACAGUUUGGUAACAUUCCUACAGUGGAUAAGUAAAGAUUAUCAAUAAACCGCUGUGCUGAAAACA
Coturnix japonica (Japanese quail) is the source of this 3430-nucleotide messenger RNA. It is a transcript of the gene ASPHD2, whose product is annotated as aspartate beta-hydroxylase domain containing 2. The record is from RefSeq and is a predicted model, not a curated record. Lineage: Eukaryota; Metazoa; Chordata; Aves; Galliformes; Phasianidae. Gene Ontology annotation, cellular component: membrane.